This is a messenger RNA of Diaporthe citri, 2283 nucleotides long. RefSeq lists its product as uncharacterized. The transcript has a single exon. The record is from RefSeq and is a predicted model, not a curated record. The coding region runs from base 1 to 2283 and encodes 760 amino acids. Lineage: Eukaryota; Fungi; Ascomycota; Sordariomycetes; Diaporthales; Diaporthaceae.
AUGAGUCAACCCGCGCCUGCAGGGGUCCGCCGCAACCCUCGGCGGUCGACCACGCGAGCACCCAGUCGCCCGCGAAACCCGAGCGGCCGUGUAACACGCAGCGCCACAAGACUGCCCUCGCCCUCAAGCGAUUCCAGUGACCUUGACGAUGAUUCAUCCGCCACCGACACACCUGCCCCUCGCCCGCGUCGCGCCUUGGGGAACCAGGCCCGCCAGUCUGUACGUCUGCAGACCAUCGCCCACCACCGUCCUGGCACACGGGGCUCCCAGCACACUCAAGCCACCGCCCCAACGAGCUCGCGCCCGCGUCGCGCUCAAUCCAACCCGCCGUCAAGGACGCCUUCCAGACCUGCAAGGAAUCCGGAUCCUCAGUCCAAGACGGGCAGCACAAGAAAGAAACUCAACGUCUCCCGUUCCGCCAGCAAUGAGCCAGAAUGGCCCUCUUCAAAAGUACGCCCGCCGUGGCAGCACCUGGAAUGGACCAUCCUCGUCCAGAUACUCGAGUACGCUUCAUCCUCGCUGGAAUCCAAGGAGGGUGCCCGCUGGCUUCUCUCAGCUGGCCUUACUUGCAAGCUCUUCCUCGGCCCCGCGCUCAAAGCCUUGUACAGGCGUCCAAUGCCUAUCAUGUCCAUGAACAUGGCCACCAAAUUCGCCGCCCUCAUGCACAACCUUGCUGUGAACCAUGCCGCGGCCAGGGAGCGAGAGGAUCACAGGCGCACCAUGGUCGAAUCUCUUGUCGUCAGCGUCACCUCUCUUUCGACGUCGCGGCCCUUCGAUCUCGCGGAGCUGAUCCAGAUCCUCCCCAGCCUGUCUCACCUGGAGCUCUAUCAUGAGUUUGAUCUGCCGCCCUAUCGGCAACUCGAUCUCAAGCGCAGGAAGUGGACAUACUCCCAGGCGCUGCUCAACGCACUCAAGUCGGCGGGUGACUCGGAUGCUCACAUGAGGCUCAAGUCGUGGAGGUGGAGCGAGAGGAUGAUGGACCGCGACGUGGUUCCGCCCCAACAGAUGAGGGGCAUUCACCAGUGGCCGACCUUCUCGCAGCUGCGCGAAGUUACGUUGGUCAAUUUCCAGGUCCCGUCCCUGAAGGAGAACAAAGACCCCACCGAUCCCGAAGUGUUUGAAGCCGACAAGGACUUCAUCAGCUGCAUUUCCGAGUCUUUGGAGCCCCUGGAAAGCCUAAAGCAUUUAAAGAUGGAGUCGUCGACAGCCGUCGAUGGCCAGUUCCUUUCUCUGCUACCCAAAACGGUCGAGCACCUUGAGAUCGUCAAUUGCUGGGAACUGACGGCCGAAAUGCUGGCCGAGUACCUGUUGACGCACGGUCGCAGUAUUCGCAGGCUGACACUGCAUCACAACCAGUCCCUCAGCCUGGCGUUCUUGCCAACCUUGGGUGGUUCCUGCCCGCAGCUGCGCGAACUCAGCAUGAAUCUAACCUACUACGCCCACCACGAAUACUACAAGGAUUCGGAUCCCUUCUACGAAACGCUGCUCACCGUCACCGAUGUCCCCGCCUGGCCUGAGAGGAUCGAGGUUAUCGACUUGGAGCAGCUCGCCAAAUGGGAUGCUGCUACCGCGGAGAUGUUCUUCCAGAGCUUCGUUGACCAGGCGCCAAACAUGCCCAGACUGAGAUGCCUGGCCGUCAAGGCCAUGCUGGAUGUCCCAUGGCGUCAACGCUGCGAAUUCCGUGACAGGUGGGUUAGCAGACUGAGGAGGGUCUUCUUGCGGAAGCAGACGAAGCCUCAGCCAUACCAUUCCUUGAUUCAGUGGUCAAUGCUCAAGGGAGGACUUGGCGUACAAGGGGGGACCGCGGACGUAGGAGGUGGUACAGAGAACACGCCUAUUCGGCGUAGCACUCGCAUUGCAACUCAUAUCGCAGCUCCUGCUCCACUCGCUGUCGAGACCAAGGUAGACAACAAGCGCAAGAGAAAGCGAAGUGCUAGCUCAGCGCGAGACCUCAGGAGGCCGAAGCGAGCUGCUAUCUCGUACAGAGACCCUGACACGGACGAAGACCUUGAUCUGCUUGAGCCCGAAGAGAGUGAGGAAGAGGAACCUCAGGAACCCUCACUGCCGUCGAGUCCACCAGAGUCGCCGGCAUCACCAGACGGGGAUGUGCCGUUCGUGCAUGGCCUGUGUGACGUGGUCAACAUUCGAUUCGACAAUCAGAAGCCUCGGGAAUUCCAGCUUGGCAUGGAGGACUUCCUCGACGAUCAGGAGCACGAGUCGGAUGACGACGAAUGGACCUCGGACCGCGACAGAGACGACGAUUCGGAUGUGUAUGCCUGGUAA